AUGUCGUCUAAGCCAAACUCUCCCCCCGCUUUGAAAUGGGCCCUGGACGGACGAGAGGUCGACCUCCUUCACUAUGUUUUUGCUCGACCCGAUGUCAAGCAACUCCGAGGACAUCCAGAGAAAGUCCUCGCCGCAAUUGACGACUACCACAACCAGUUCAGCCAGCUCAUGAACGUCGGCCUAACCAAAGGUGAUUUCAUCACGGACAUUAUCGCCAAGCGUAAGCCAUCGGUAAUGAUUGAGCUUGGCGGAUACGUGGGUUAUUCCGCCAUUCUGUUCGGUGACGCAAUUCGCAAGAAUGGAGGAAAGCAGUACCUGAGCAUCGAAAAGAAUCCCGAAAUGGCAGCUGUUGCCAACCAGCUCGUAGAUCUGGCUGGACUACGCGACGUUGUGCGGAUUAUUGUUGGCUCCAGCAAUGAGGUGCUGGAGGAGCUGAUUAGCGAGAAGAAGGAGAUUGAUCUGGUGGAGUUGAUUUUCAUGGAUCAUUGGCAAGAUCUUUAUUUGCCAGACUUAUGGCUGCUGGAGGGUUUGAAGGUGUUGGUUCCGGGGAAGUCCAUGAUUUUGGCGGACAAUGUGAUCAUGCCUGGUGCGCCGAAGUAUUUGGCAUGGAUCCAUGCGACUCCGGAGCAGAAGAAGGAGAUCAUCGCCAAGUGUGAUGUCGGUUCAUUGACUCCGAAUGCGAACUUGGUAUAUGAGAGUGCUGUUUCUGAAUUUGACACUGAUUUCGGAAGGGAUGGAGUCGCGGUUACCAACAUCACGGGAACACAAGGCGCCUAG
Penicillium longicatenatum is the source of this 777-nucleotide messenger RNA. RefSeq names its product O-methyltransferase. Gene Ontology annotation, molecular function: O-methyltransferase activity. NCBI's taxonomy places the organism in Eukaryota, Fungi, Ascomycota, Eurotiomycetes, Eurotiales, Aspergillaceae. The record is from RefSeq and is a predicted model, not a curated record. Bases 1 to 777 code for a protein of 258 amino acids. The transcript has 3 exons.